Molecule: messenger RNA, 1470 nt
Organism: Diaporthe batatas
Lineage: Eukaryota; Fungi; Ascomycota; Sordariomycetes; Diaporthales; Diaporthaceae
Exons: 3
Coding region: 220-1266 (348 amino acids)
Biological process (GO): sphingolipid biosynthetic process
Cellular component (GO): endoplasmic reticulum membrane
Molecular function (GO): 3-dehydrosphinganine reductase activity
Source: RefSeq, a predicted model, not a curated record
GUACUCUGUCUCUGUACUCCAUAAGUACCUUGGCACAAAGUCGAAAGACUCCCAAAUCUGAGGAUCCCAUUAAUGAGAACACUGUGCCAAGUUGGGAUUUCCGUACCAAUUGCAUCUGCCCCGUCCCAAAGGCUCCUGAAGCUCGACUUUUUUGGCUAGGCGCAACCCAACCCGAAAUCUCAUCUCAGAAUCCUCCUGAAAGGCGGCUGAGAUAUUGUGAUGAACUUCAUAACUUCCAUGGAAACCUCACACGUCGGCAUCGCAGUUGCAGGCGUGGUCAUUGCGCUCAUUAUUUUCAAUAUGGGUCUCUUCAGCAAGAACCAGAUGCCAGUUGAGGGCAAGACUGUUCUCAUCACGGGCGGUUCAGAAGGCAUGGGCUUGAGUGCGGCGCGCCAACUAGCAGCCAAAGGAGCAAACAUCAUUAUUAUCUCGCGGAGCCAGCAGAAGCUAGACAUAGCCCUUGCUGACGUCAAGGCCGCUGCAAAGUCUCAAUCCCAACGGUUCCUCGCCAUAGCUGCAGACGUGACGCAGGAAGGCUACGCCGCCGGCAUCGUGUCAAAGGCCACAGCAUGGAACAACGGCAAGUCCCCAGACAUCGUCUGGUGCGUCGCGGGCAUGUCCAUCCCCAUGCUCUUCCACGAGGACCGCGCCAUCGCCGAGAUGCGCCGCGAGAUGGGCGUCAACUUCUGGGGCGGCAGCGAGAUGGCCCACGCCAUCCUCAGGGAGUGGUGGUCGCCGGACCACAAGUACCCCAACGAGCCCAAGCACCUCAUCUUCACCGCCUCCGUGCUGGCCCUGUACGGCAUCGUGGGCUACUCGCCGUACAACCCGACCAAGUGGGCCCUCCGGGGCCUCGCCGACACCCUGACCCAGGAGGCCAUGCUGUACCCCGACCAGCCCGUCAAGAUCCACGUCGUGUUCCCCGGCACGAUCCUCAGCCCCGGCUUCGAGAGGGAGCAGACGACAAAGCCCGACAUCACGCUGGAGCUCGAGAAGGACGACCCCAAGCUGACGCCGGACCAGGUCGCCGAGAGGGCCAUCGCGGGCCUGGAGGCCGGCAAGCACUUCGUCACCGUCGGCCUCAUGGGCGAGCUGCUGCGCUAUGGGGUCAUGGGCGGGUCUCUGCGGAACAACUGGCUGGUUGACACGCUCAUGGCGUGGUUCAUGGCGCCGGUGUGGUUCAUUGUUCAUCUGGUGAUUCACGGCCAGAUCAAGGGCUUUGCGAAGAAACAUGGGCACCCGAGCACAUAUCCCAAGAAAAUCUAGGCCUCUCUCCGGUGUUUAGCAGCUGGGAAGACGCGACUCUCCACGUUCACGACAGGACUCAUGUACAAUAUGAGGAGUUUGGGGGAAAGCUACAGUUUUCUAUAUCUGUACCCGUGUUUGAUAUGGAUUUGAACCUUGGAGCUGACAGAAACAACUGUUGCAUAAUGCCACUUUUGAUCUAUACCAUUUGGAGUUUGCAGCUCG